Messenger RNA from Durio zibethinus, 1675 nucleotides. RefSeq names its product mitochondrial phosphate carrier protein 1, mitochondrial-like. NCBI's taxonomy places the organism in Eukaryota, Viridiplantae, Streptophyta, Magnoliopsida, Malvales, Malvaceae. Gene Ontology annotation, molecular function: phosphate transmembrane transporter activity. Gene Ontology annotation, cellular component: mitochondrial inner membrane. The record is from RefSeq and is a predicted model, not a curated record. Gene Ontology annotation, biological process: mitochondrial phosphate ion transmembrane transport.
AUAUUAGUUGGGCUAGAUUCUGAAGGUCAAGCCGAGAACUACAACAAAAAAGUAACCAAUGCCCACUGAUAACAUGGGUUACACCUAGGUUUAAACCCAGCCAGGCCAACACUGCUCAGCUGAUGCUAUGUUUAGGGUAACUUGGUAAAUUCAGUACAACAGAUUCCUUAGGGCUUCCCGGGCUUUCCUCAUUAAUUCCAAGAUUCACUUUUUGGUAAACCAGAAAGCGUCUCAACUCCCGAACUUAGUUUUUGGACCUUGUAUUUUGGAAUCGUAAACGUGGAAGUAUUCCAAGCAAGAAAAGCGGAAAGGAAAACGGAAGUUUUUAGUCAUGGCAGCCUAAUAUUCUUUCAAACCUCAGUAACGUACAAAAAACGCACUCCCUCAAUCCCUGUGUGUCAGGGCAUUUUUGCUUGUAAAAUGCUGCGAGAAAUGUGGCUUUUUGUUACUGUUUCUCCUGAAUAGAACAGUUUGGCAGUGAAAGUUAGUUGUAAAAGAGGAAACAAGAUGAAAAGCGUUGAAAGGAGGUUUUGUGAGGAGUUUUCACCUGGGUAUUAUGGGAUUUGUACUGUUGGAGGAAUGCUCAGUGCUGGGACUACUCAUCUUGCUGUUACACCUCUCGAUGUCUUGAAAGUAAACAUGCAGGUGAAUCCAAUCAAGUAUAGCAGCAUUUCAUCAGGAUUCUCUGCCCUUUGGAGAGAGCAGGGGCCAUCUUCUCUUUGGAGAGGUUGGUCUGGCAAGUUCUUUGGAUAUGGUGUUCAAGGAGGCUGCAAAUUUGGUCUUUAUGAAUACUUUAAGGGGCUUUACUCCAAUGUUUUGGUAGAUCAAAACAGGACUUUCGUAUUGUUUCUCAGCAGUGCAUCUGCUCAAGUAUUUGCUGAUGUGGCUCUCUGUCCUUUUGAAGCUGUUAAAGUUCGUGUUCAGACACAGCCCACUUUUGCGAAGGGUUUAGCUGAUGGAUUUCCAAAACUUUAUAAAACUGAAGGGCUUACUGGCUUCUACAAGGGACUUUGUCCACUUUGGGGCCGCAAUCUUCCAUUCUCAAUGAUAAUGUUCUCAACGUUUGAGCAUUCAGUGGACUUUAUCUAUAGAAGUAUCAUUAAACAGAGAAAAGAAGAUUGCUCCAGAGCUCAACAACUUGGUGUCACAUGCUUAGCGGGAUAUGCAGCUGGAGCAGUUGGUACUUUAGUCUCUAACCCAGCUGAUGUCAUUGUUUCUUCUCUUUACAACAAAAAGGCUGAAAAUGUGUUGCAGGCUGUUAAAAAGAUUGGGCUUUUAAAUCUUUUUACUAGAAGUCUUCCUGUUCGAAUCACACUCGUUGGACCUGUUGUUACUCUGCAAUGGUUUUUCUAUGACACCAUCAAAGUGCUAUGUGGAUUGCCUACUAGUGGAGGACUUCAUCGGCAAUUACGAGAAGCCAAUUUAUCAUCUUAAGCUCGUUGAGCUUUGGAGGAGGAUCUACAGUUCCAUCGGGUCUGCAAACAUUAAAAGGAAACAAUCCCUGCAAUAUCGGCAUCAUUCUUAUUAUAGACAUGUAACAAGGUUAUUUACACAUAUCUUAAUGUGUAGCAACUAUUAUGAAAGGUUCAACUUUGUCUUAAAAUCGUUCUUUCCAUUGUCUAAACAUAAUAAUUGAUGGCCAAUGCUAUCAUUAUACGAAAAUACGGGAAAGGAA